Messenger RNA from Pieris rapae (cabbage white), 600 nucleotides. RefSeq lists its product as uncharacterized. NCBI's taxonomy places the organism in Eukaryota, Metazoa, Arthropoda, Insecta, Lepidoptera, Pieridae. Bases 147 to 449 code for a protein of 100 amino acids. The transcript has a single exon. The record is from RefSeq and is a predicted model, not a curated record.
UCUAAGGCCAGAGCUAAGCGGUCGGUAACACUUCGGCGCCGAGAAGGGGUUAUCAGCUGUCGCGUGCGGUACGCCGCAUAAAUAUACCGUAUCGAAGACGUUCACAAUAGUCUUUUUAGGACAAUAACUUGUUACGCACGUCAAAAAUGGUGAAAUAUUCUCUAUUCGGUGACACUUGUGGUUAUUGCAAUGCCUGUGUUCGGUUGAGGUUGUGCGCUGCCCGUGGCCGCAGCCCGGAGCCCUUGGAAUGCGCAUAUAAACACAUUUUGGAGUCCUACGGAGGGGUCAGCAGCGGUGAAAAAGUAGUUGAAUCUCCUAAACCAGCGUGUGCUUCAUGUAGAUGGACGUCCAACGCGCAAUUCCCCGAAACGCCACCCUCUUCAAGUGAUCUCAGUUUGGAGUGGAGUCCACAGUCGAAUAGAUCUCGAACCAGACGCCGUAAGAGAUAGAUGAACUUUGAGAUGCUAUUGGAAUUAUUGUCUCCUAUUAAAACGCCUAGUACCAGCUGUUGUAAACAGCGAGCGGUGUUAUACUAGUCAUUGUCUGUGUCCGCUGAUGUAUGAUGUUCAAUGUCCUAUGUAUUAAUAAAUUAUUUUUAUA